This is a messenger RNA of Ostertagia ostertagi, 1017 nucleotides long. The record is from the annotation of a GenBank genome assembly. NCBI's taxonomy places the organism in Eukaryota, Metazoa, Nematoda, Chromadorea, Rhabditida, Trichostrongylidae.
AUGAACAAUUACAUUGGACAUUUCUUAGACAAUGGAUUGGCCCAGGCAUUGUAUGGCCGAAAUCGACUGCAUCGACCAGUCACUAGCAGUAAUGAGAAUAUUAUCACGGACAUGGCCGAUCGAAUGGUUACGGACGGGUUCUUGGCCGCUGGCUACAAUCGUGUUCACAUUGACGACUGUUGGAUGGAAAAGGAGAGGGACAAAGCAGGUCGACUGGUGGCGGACCAUCAGCGUUUCCCGAGCGGAAUUAAGAAAUUGUCCAAAUAUAUGCACGACAAAGGUUUACAACUUGGAAUCUAUGAAGACUAUGGAACGGAGACAUGCGAAGGAUAUCCCGGAAGUUUAAACCAUCUGCAGAUCGAUGCCGAAACGUUCGCCUCAUGGGAUGUGGACUAUCUGAAGUUGGAUGGAUGCAAUGUCAACACUACACUUAUGCCUAUUGGUUACCCAAAAAUGGAGCGUGCUUUGAAUGGCACUGGUCGCCCUAUUGUCUACGCUUGUGGUUGGCCUUUUUUCUUCUACAAAGCAGCAAUGCGUAAAAAAGACAAGAUCAACUUCACUGCCGUGCGAGCGGCGUGCAACUCGUGGCGAAUCUACGAAGACGUGGCCGGAAAUUGGAACUCGAUCUCUGACAUCAUUCGGUUUGUAAACGAAAACCAGGAUAUGUUUGCAGCGGCGCAGGGUCCAGGUGGAUGGAAUGAUCCCGACAUGCUCGUCGUAGGCUUGCCAAAUGUGACCUUGGAUCAAGCCAUGGUACAAAUGACAAUCUGGUCAAUAUGGUCUGCACCAUUGAUAAUGUCGAACGACUUUGCGAGGCUGAAACAAGAAUUCAGAGAUAUUCUGUUGAACCGUGACGUCAUCGCCAUUGAUCAGGAUCCUCUUGGAAUAAUGGGCAAGCUUGUGAGAAGGAUAAAGUACAUUAGUAUCUAUGUGAAACCAGUUACUCCUGUUCGCGACGGUAACUCGUCCUAUGCUGUGGCCGUCGUUAAUAUGCACGUACAAAAGGACAAGGAAUAA